GGGUUUUGGUUCUGGUAUUUCGGUGUGUGCCGUAGCCGUCGGGACGGCACAAAAAUAGUCGUUCUGUCGUCGGAAGGAUCUCUGACAGAGAGCGUCCACGUGAAAUAGUGGUCAUUUUGUAUCGGAAUCGUGUUCGGAAGUCUGUGUCAGCAGCUGGCACAAUCGUUUGUUCAAAUAUUUAUGCACUUGUUCAAAACAUUGACUCAGUGAAAAAAAUCUGCAUUUGAAGGACAUAUUGAUAAAUAGUGGCAAAGUGUGUCGCGGAAAACAAAGUGGUCGCAGAACGCAAUAGCACGUCCACUCGCCAUUUGAGUAAUUUGGUUAACAACUAAUCGAUCGAGCUGAGUGGAACGACGUGAAUUGCCUAAAGUAAUAGCCCAUCAUCACCCGCGGAGCGAGUGUUAUUGAUCUGUUCGUGCAAAUUGUGAAGAUGUAUAUAGUGUGAUGUGUUUGUAAGAGCAAUUAUCGUGUCGUGAUUGAAAUUUAAUAAUUCAAAGGGUGUAUUGCGCGUAGCGCAAAAAGAGAAAAGUGAGCCGUGCUUAGUUUUGGCACCAGAACCAUAGUGCAGUCGGGGGGAAAAGUGUUUUUGUUAGAAAAAGAGCGAGAGAGAGAGUGUGAGGUGAAAAACAACAUUAGCUCAGUUGCCGCAACAUAAACCAUAGCAAUAACAUAACGAAUUGCACAUUAGCUGCCGGUGCUGCGGCGUUUUGUUGCCCGGUGCUAGUUUUUUCCUUCCGCCAGCGGCACUUCGGUCAGCCCCAAGUUCAUGGGUUUACUGUCUCGCAAGCUGUGGAAGAAACGACUAUGAUUGCUACCGGCGAGGAAUCGAUUUAAUUAAACGGCUGGUUGAAUCAAGAUGAUACCCACUCCUCGACAGCUCUACUCACAGCCACAGCCGGGGCAAACGUUCGGUUUCACAUGUGCAUCACACAGACAUCCGAGGCCUGAUCACCAGUACUAGCAACGAAGACGACAACGAAACUUCCGACCCCGGGAAGUGUGAAUAAACGGCUGCGUAGCACAAACUUUGCACCGCACACAUCCCUUCUCUCCCCCUACACCAAGCAGCCAGUCGAUGUUCCGUCGCCCCGGAUCAACGCCAUGUGGCUUCUUUGUGGCGAAACUGCGUCCUCCACGGUGAACCGAGCUGGGGACAAAAACGCAAACAUUCAGAAUCUGAGAACUCUUCAAGACUAAACUCGAGGCUCCGAUUUCCGGCACGAGAUUGUUGAAUAAGUGUAAUUUUGGCCCCGUCCGGCUUUUUCUUCCGGGUGCUAAACAUUGCGUUAGAGUGAAAAGUUUGCGAAAGUGUGUGCUUAAAAUUAUAAGUAGCAGGAUUGAAAAAAAAAGUCGCCCACGUCGUCGAAGAACGAACGCCAGCAGGGAGAAGAGAAAAAGUAGCAAAAGCAGCACAAAUUCCGGUGUGGUUAUAUAAUGAGAGGUCGACGAAUCCCGAUAGCAUUGCCAAACACAGGUGCCCUGUCACGUAGACGCCACACGCUUUACAUCCGAUCGGCCAUUAUUAUCUUUAUUCUGUUUGCAUUCCUGCAGUUUCACGUGAUAAACUAUGACUCGAAUGAUUCGGGACCUUCGGAUAGUGCCAACUACUCGACGGCAGCGAUCCUGCAGAUGGUGCCACCGGUUUUCCAUAAAUACCUGACAUCGAAGACCCGUAAUGCGAGCCACGGUCAAAAUGGCAGCCAGCUUGGCUCUGGUGAGGGCGCCCAGCGGUCAGCCAACAUCAGCGAAAUCCUCCGCAUGAUACACCGCUACAACGAGCUGCAGACGAUCCUGAACGAGGACAUCUUCGGUCCGUUACAAAAUGAUUCUGUGAUAAUAGUAGUGCAGGUACACAAACGGAUAACCUAUUUACGCCAUCUGAUCGUCAGCCUGGCGCAGGCAAAAGAUAUCUCCCGGACGUUGCUGGUCUUCUCGCACGACCAUUUCGAUGACGAUAUCAACGAUCUGGUGCAAAGUAUAGACUUUUGCAAGGUCAUGCAGAUUUUUUAUCCCUUCUCGAUACAAACUCAUCCGAACGAGUUUCCCGGAGCAGAUCCUGGAGAUUGCCCCAGGGACAUCAAAAAGGAACAGGCACUUUUACGCAAAUGUAACAAUGCACUGCACCCGGAUCUGUACGGUCACUAUCGGGAGGCCAAAUUCACCCAAACCAAACACCACUGGUGGUGGAAGUCGAACCGAGUGUUUGACCAGCUAGAAGUUACCAAAUACCACACGGGUCUAGUGGUCUUUCUGGAGGAGGACCAUUACGUAGCGGAGGAUUUCCUCUACAUCCUAGAGCUGAUGCAGCAAAAGUCACACGAACUGUGCCCAAAGUGUAAUAUUCUAUCGUUAGGAACAUAUCUUAAGACUUUCAACUACUACACGUACAAUAAAAAGCAGCAAAAGCAACUACUGCAGCAGCAACAACAACUGCUCCAGCAGCAGCAAUUGCAACGUCAGCAACAAGCCAACAGUGAUGGUGGCGGUGGAGGAGGCGAAGGUGGUGGUCAGUUUACCACCGAAAAGUAUGCUUCACAGUCCCAGUGGGGUUACCAGGUGUUGCCAACACUCUACUCCAUCUACCAAAAGGUGGAGGUGACACCUUGGAUCAGCAGUAAGCACAACAUGGGCAUGGCCUUCAACCGGUCCACCUGGCAUGAGAUUACCCGAUGUGCACGUCACUUCUGCGAGUAUGACGACUACAACUGGGACUGGUCGUUGCAGCACGUGUCGCAGCAGUGUCUCAAACAGAAGCUACACGUGAUGGUCGUCAAAGGCCCCCGGGUCUUCCACAUUGGCGAAUGCGGAGUACACCACAAAAAGAGCAACUGCGAGUCCAACCAGGUCAUCUCGAAGGUGCAGCAGGUCCUCCGGGUAGCACAUCGAUCCCGGCAGCUCUAUCCGAAAUCGAUCUCGCUGAUGGUGGCUAGUGUCAUCAAGAAGACCAAGCUGCGCAAAGGAAACGGUGGCUGGGGUGAUCAGCGGGACCACCAGCUCUGCUUCAAUAUUACCCUGAUCGGGCGGUAAUCCGUAAAGAUAGGUAACAUUCCUACCCCACCUCAGGGGGAUUGUACGGUGGAAGCGGGUUUAUUUUGUAUAGCUCAAGACGACUGAAAACUAGUAAAGACUCGUAGCACCGCCGCCACCGUGAUGAAGGAGAAAGAACUAAGAAACACACGUCCUAUUUGAAGUAAUAUAUCCAAUAGUCUACGUGUGAGACAUUUUUGAGAAUACACUAGACUAGCAGCAAAGUCAAACAAGUGAUUUCGUCGGUAACCGUGUAGUGUGUGUAAAAGAAAUAGCUAAAACGCACCAUUUUAUAUGUAAAGGGGAUAAAAUAGGGAUGAAAGGACAUACGUGAGAUAUGUUUCGGUCAUUACUGUUAUGUCCCCUGCUUCACUACACAUCUCUCAUUUUGAGGCCAAUUUUAAAGAACUGAGUUCGAAAUAUGGUUUUUUGUUAUAUAAAAAGUGAUCCUAAUGAGCUCCCGUAGGAAAACAAGCCAGUUCCAGUUAUAUUAAAUUAUGUUCAAUGCUGUGCAAUUUUCCAGUAAACCUCCAGAGGCACAAAUUCGAUGCGAGAUUAUAUCUCUACCGAUAUUCCAUCCUCAAUAUGUAAUAAAUGAGCGGCAGCUGCCCCAAAUCAUAUGUUGGUUAAUGGGCACGACGUCCUAAUUUAAUAAAAUAUAAAAUGUAGCCACUUUUUUGUUUAAGACCAGUUCCUUCUUGUUCUAAGCUCCAUGAGAUUUAUGCUUCUUUUCAGUAAGAAUCUAACAGCCGCCUGUUUAGCUCAAAAUUACUAUACUAAAGGUACAAGUGUCAGAAGCAACUAGUGGGUUCAUUAACCUACUGUCAGUUAGUUCACAUUUGAUUCGUAAUCGAAGUAUUUCAAAAUCAAUUUCAGAAGACAUCGGAGCUACGGAAGAUUCCAAAUUAAAGACGCUGAAUCCCUCUGGAUAAAGACUCGCCAUCUCUAUAUUAUUCUUCUUAUUUAUAUGUGUCAUUCCAAUCGAGCACGAGACUUGUCAAAAACACUCAAUCCGAAGAAAUUCGUUUCGAAUUCUUCUGGAACGAGGACCAUUGACAGGUCUCGUUCUCGAUUGGAAUGAUAAUGACAGAUAAAUGGUAAACAAACGAUUGACGUGUCGAGUCUUUAUCCAGAAGGAUUCAGCGUCGUUAUUCCAAACGAAAUAAGGCUUAAUUACGGAUACACACUAGCGCUAUCUGUAGUUGUAUAGUUGAAAAAGGGUUUUCAAUUGGAUUCCGCCGAAUCUACGUUUUUUUUUCAAAUUCAAGUAGGGGAACUGUGCCCAAGACGGUUAAAUAGCAAAUUCGACUCGUCGAUUGAUGCAAUGCUCGCAAAGUGCACGCAAAUCGUGAUUUGAGAUCAUAUUCCAUCAAUAUAGUAACUGAUACUAAAUCUAGCGACAAUAGAAAAAUAGCUCAAGGGUUUGCCAUUUAACGGCAUUCUGCUUUGUAUUCGCAUAAAAAAUAUGUCCAUCUUUUCUUCCGUACUGUAUCUGUCACAACCAACAAGAUACCAAAUUUAAAAAAUGUUCCUCAAUCAUGAACGACUCAUUGAAAUCUAUGUUUUUUCAAUAGUCAAGCCAGUACAUCGUGUCAACCUAAAAAUAUUUUCCGAGAUAAACAGCUUUAAGGUUUAAUCUUUUUUUUCUGAUGUCAAAAAAAAUAUAUCCAUUAGCGUGCUCUCGAUAAAAAAAUUGUUUUGCUUCUGAUCUGAUAAUUCGCGUAUUAGAUAAUAGCAGUAUCGUUCAGAAUCAUUUGAAAUCUUCUAGAAAUCAUAUUCACUACCAUUGAACUGAAUUUUUCAUUUUGUGAGGAACGCAAUUUGUCCAUCUUACCCACAGAGUCCGUCUUAGACGCAGUUCCCCUAUAUUCAAAUAACUUUCAGCCGUACAAAAACACUACCUGUCGGAGUGUAACUGAGCUCACGUGUACCAUAAAGGCAUUCGAAUUCGGAUUAGGCUAACAAGCAGAAUUUAGACACUAUGGCGAAAUUUAAGCCAGUUCCAGCUACACUUCGGUGGUUUUAAUGUACAUCCGGAAUCAAUUCGAUUUCAGGAAUCUUACGGAUGAUCGUUUUCGAAAUUUGUUGAUUUGGAGCGGGUGCGAUCCGGUAACCAAAAAAAGAAAUGACUGUUUCCAGAUGAAGAUUCAGGGUGGACCAAAAGGUUUUUAUCAAAAUGCAACAACCGAUUCCCGCAGAACUGGUACCCUUACCCAAAUUCUAUCAGAAUCCACUGUCACUAUAAUUAAAAUUCAUUAUAGUGACAGUGGACUACCAGCUAUUCCCCGGCAGGUAGUGCUAGUGUCCACCAGAAUCUUCCGGUUGAAAAUUUUCGAAAUCAUUCUCGAGCGCUCCAGAAGCCGGAAAAUGAACUGACUGAUAAAGAUUCCAAUCACUCACAUAGUUAGAAGUUCUAUUGUAUCUGCUUAGUUCGAUGUAGUUUAAACAUUAUUUUAUCCCUAGAUUUAUUUAAACCGUAUAGUUAAAUGGGAGCAAGGCUGCCGAAUAUAAAAAGGAACCCACGAAGGUUAAAAGCCGUUCAACGUAAUAAAAACCCCACGUUAGUCAGGAAAGAAAAAAAUACCACUAGAAAGAAACAAUAAAAGUCCACAAUAAAACGAAACACGUACGAAGUAAGAAGAAAUACGCCACUUGUACCAGUAAGCACGAAGAUUUUAGAUGAUAUAAUACCAAAAAAACAAAAGUAAUAAACGAAUACAAACCAAACGAGGAAACAAUACCAAACCAAGCAACACAACGGUUGCAGAACGCACACCUCAAGUCAAGCUUCUGCUAAUGCUAUUUAAACAUACGUACACUAUUUCAAAUUCAUCAAUUGAAGUCACAUUCAGCCAGCAUUAUUUCGGUUCAAUUCACACUUCAAAAAUGAAACAUCAUCUCUAGUCAUCACUGAUAUAAUGUUAAAACAACCAUAUUGUUGCAUUUACUUCUGUUUUCGUUGUUAUGUUAUUUUUUCUAUAAAACAUCAUUGUUUCUGUUGAAAUGACAUUUUGCGCGAUAAAAACUAGUAAUAGUUGAAGUGACCUACCAGUCCUAAAAGAAUCCCAGGGUCACGAUAGAAUUUGGCGAAUGGACCCAUUUAAAGUCACCUAAAUAAAAAUAAAAGAUCGCGAUCCUAAUCGUGUAGUAAAAGAAAACGUAACUGAGGCAAAAAUACUGAAAGGAAUUUUAGUGUGUCGGAUAACUGAAUGUAAAUACAUUUUGAAAAAUAAGAUUAAAAUGAUGUAUAAGACAAA
Topomyia yanbarensis is the source of this 6284-nucleotide messenger RNA. RefSeq names its product alpha-1,6-mannosyl-glycoprotein 2-beta-N-acetylglucosaminyltransferase (gene Mgat2). NCBI's taxonomy places the organism in Eukaryota, Metazoa, Arthropoda, Insecta, Diptera, Culicidae. The record is from RefSeq and is a predicted model, not a curated record. Gene Ontology annotation, biological process: oligosaccharide biosynthetic process; protein N-linked glycosylation. The transcript has 13 exons. Bases 1435 to 3027 code for a protein of 530 amino acids. Gene Ontology annotation, molecular function: alpha-1,6-mannosylglycoprotein 2-beta-N-acetylglucosaminyltransferase activity. Gene Ontology annotation, cellular component: Golgi membrane; Golgi stack.